This is a messenger RNA of Peronospora matthiolae, 390 nucleotides long. The record is from the annotation of a GenBank genome assembly. NCBI's taxonomy places the organism in Eukaryota, Oomycota, Peronosporomycetes, Peronosporales, Peronosporaceae.
AUGGCGGCCAAGUACGGCCUAAUGCUACAUCAGAUGGAUGUCAAGACAGCGUUUCUUGACGGCUCCCUCGACGAAGACAUCUACACGGACCAACAUGCAGGAUACCUGGAUGCAAAACAGCCGGACUUUGUGUGCAAGCUAAAGAGAUCGCUCUACGGCUUGAAGCAAUCGCGACGCAUGUGGAACCAAACGAUCGAUGGGUUCAUGAUCAAGAUGGUAUUUAAGAAGUGCGAAUCGGACCACUGCAUCUACAUCAAGCGAGACGACCAAGGCAUGACUCUCGUGGUGCUCUACGUCGAUGAUCUCAUCCUGGCCAACAGCAACAAUAAACUACUCAAGGUCUACCAAGAUGGCGCUGAGCACACGCUUCAAAAUGACAAAUCUCGGUGA